GCUGUAUUGAAGUUUUAUAAAAUGUCUGUAAAUGGAUUAAUUGUUGAAAGCAACAAGACAGCGAAGUUCGAGGACUAUUAUGAACUAAGCAAAAGCUUAGGAAGGAAGCCUCUGCAAUCACAGUAUGCUGUUGGUCCUUUCAUACAUUUGAAAUCUUUUUUUAAUGAUAAUUAAAAAUUUCACAGAGGUAGUGGUUCAUAUGUUGCCGUUUGCAUUGAACGUGGCACAAACACUUGCUAUGCCUCGAAAGUGAUGCAGAAAAAGAUGACUUCCGCUGAAAAGAAGAACAGUAUUGGACACCUUUUAAAAGUUGACCACAAAAAUCUAGUGAGAUUAAAAGAAGUUUUUGAAACUCCACUUUCAUUGUAUUUGAUCACUGAACUGGCUUAUGGAGGGGAACUUUUCCAAAGAUUAACUAAAUUUCCUGUGUACAAUGAAAAAAUCAUCGUUAAUUAUUUUAGACAGAUAGUAAAUGGCAUCAGGUAUUUACAUGAAUAUGGAAUUAUUCACAGAAAUUUAAAACCUGAAAAUAUAUUGCUCAGUUCACGAGAAAAUGAUGCCAUUGUGAAAAUUACUGAUUACUCACCUCAGUUAUUUACAACUGAAGAUUUGGAUAUAGAAUUGGUAUGCUUUAUGACAACAUUCUGUGCACCUGAAUUAUUAUUGAGUAGACGAUAUGAUAAACCAAUCGAUUUAUGGGCCCUGGGUAUACUACUUUAUAUUAUGCUAUCUGGAAAUGAUCCUUAUCAAUCAAAAACCGGCAGUGAUUUAUAUUGUGCUAUACUUCACUGUGAUGUUGAUUAUAAAUCUGACCCAUGGCAAAUGAUCAGUCUGAAUGCCCAAGAUGCUGUCAAAAAACUUUUAGUGGUUGAUCCACAAAUGAGAAUAAUAACACCGCAUCUUCUGAAUCAUUCAUGGCUUAGUGGAAUUGAUGAACAUGAACAACACUUGGAUUCAGUACAAAAAAAUUUAGAACUGUUUAACAAACAACGUUCAGAAACGUUGAAUUGCUUGAACACUGAACAAGAACAAGCUGAUUGGAUCACCUGUGAAUAUUCAAAACUGCCAAGAAGAAGUACAAUAUCAAUUGAAAUGAAAGAAGAAAACGUAGAUAUUAAAGCAGAUAAGGCUCAUGAAAGUGGUGAAUUAACGGAGGAUGGUGAGAGAAACGAUAAACCAUUGGAAGUGGAUAAUAGCAAUAUCAAUGUAGAAGAACAAGAUGAUGAAGAUAUUAACCAAAGUGAAGUGUCGGAAAAUGUGCUGGAUGCUGGCGAACCAUUGGAUAUGAAUGAUUUCAGUGUUGAUGUAAACGAACAGGAAGAUAAUCAGGUGGAUAGUGAAGAUAAUGAUCGUGAUGAAUUACUUGAUGAGAAUAUGACGAAAAAUGAAGAUGAUAUGGAAGAUACAUUAGAACUGGAAAAUGUAGAAGCAUAGCUCUAUAAAAAGCUUUCAACGUUCGUUAAUUCAGUGAAGUCAGUUUGAUGUUCGUAAGAGAGGCUGUAAAAGUAAUAAACUUUAAAAUUGUUUAUUGCUGUGUUCAGUUAAGUUACUACUUUGUCUAAUGUACUCAAGUUUGAAAAAAAGUUGGUUUUUGUUUUAAUCCUUUUCAAGGUCAUAUGUAACACAUCGG
Heterobilharzia americana is the source of this 1630-nucleotide messenger RNA. Lineage: Eukaryota; Metazoa; Platyhelminthes; Trematoda; Strigeidida; Schistosomatidae. The record is from the annotation of a GenBank genome assembly.